AUGCCCGCGGCGCCGGACGAGGACGUGGGCGAGGCCAGGGAAAUCGAGGCCGAGGUGGAAAUCACGCUUCAAAUGGGAAUCGCCAGCAAUACCAAAAUCAGAACAACAACCACAGCAACAACACCCCGAGCUACAACUACGCGGCUGCGAACUACGGCUAUCCAUCUCAACCAGUGUCGGCGACGUCGUACAUGGCCCCGCCCUUCCCUCACACGCAAUCAAAUUUUCAACAUCCUCAAAAUACGCCCUCCUACCAAUCUCCGCAACCCUUUCACCAACCCGCUGGAUCGGCUCCCUAUCAACCUCUCCCCCACUACCCUACAACUCCCAACCUUACGCCUUCCGCAUCCUACCCUCCGCAAUCUACACAGCCCUACCCGUCAAAUGUCCCGCAUCAACAUGGGUCGCCGCCGAACAACCCCAUAG
This is a messenger RNA of Penicillium manginii, 426 nucleotides long. RefSeq lists its product as uncharacterized. NCBI's taxonomy places the organism in Eukaryota, Fungi, Ascomycota, Eurotiomycetes, Eurotiales, Aspergillaceae. The coding region runs from base 1 to 426 and encodes 141 amino acids. The record is from RefSeq and is a predicted model, not a curated record. The transcript has a single exon.